AUGGAGGGGACAGAUGGACCCUCAGCCCCACAGGGACAUGGUGGGGACAAAGGGACCCCCAGACCCACAGGGACAAGGGGGGACAGAGGGACCCUCAGCCCAGCAGGAACAUGGAGGGGACAGAGGGACCCACAGGGACAUGGAGGGAACAGAGGGACCUCAAAUCCCAAGGGACAUGGAGGGGACAGAGGGACCCCCAACCCCACAGGGACACGGGGAGAAAGAGGGAUCCCCAACCCCACAGGGACAUGGAAGUGA
Messenger RNA from Acanthisitta chloris (rifleman), 258 nucleotides. RefSeq names its product collectin-12-like. Lineage: Eukaryota; Metazoa; Chordata; Aves; Passeriformes; Acanthisittidae. Bases 1 to 258 code for a protein of 85 amino acids. The record is from RefSeq and is a predicted model, not a curated record. The transcript has a single exon.